AUGGAAGCAUUUUGCAAGGCGAUCGAUGCCGUUCUCUUGAUAUUCUAUACUAUAAUGGCGGUGGGUGCGCCUCUCAUUGACUUCCAAAUUAUUCUUCCCGGCGCUAUAUUCCCGACGUUCCUCGUCGAUCUGUAUCGCUCGUACACCGCCGAGUUUGGAGAUUAUCUGCUCGUAGAGAAACCUCACUUCCUCGUCGGCUUCGUCUGGCAAGAGCUCCUCUUUCUCUGGCCGCUCUCCGUCGCCAACCUCUACGCAAUUCUCGCCCGGAAAUCGUGGUUCGGUACCACCUCAAUGCUCUACGGAGCUUCCCUCGUGUCUCACAUGGCUGCUGUACUGGGAGAUAUGAUAGGUUCAGGGAAGGCAUCAGACAAAAUGUUGAUGAUGUAUGUGCCUUUCUUGGGAUUUGGUGUUUUAGCUCUUCUUCGCGGUCUUCUUUCUCAAUCCAACAAUGAAUCAGGUGGCAAGAGACCCAUUGUUUUAGCCAGGAGAAAGCGUGCUUGA
Molecule: messenger RNA, 501 nt
Organism: Microthlaspi erraticum
Lineage: Eukaryota; Viridiplantae; Streptophyta; Magnoliopsida; Brassicales; Brassicaceae
Source: the annotation of a GenBank genome assembly